Molecule: messenger RNA, 7068 nt
Organism: Anopheles stephensi (Asian malaria mosquito)
Lineage: Eukaryota; Metazoa; Arthropoda; Insecta; Diptera; Culicidae
Gene: Pdzd8
Product: PDZ domain-containing protein 8
Exons: 7
Coding region: 785-3979 (1064 amino acids)
Biological process (GO): mitochondrial calcium ion homeostasis
Cellular component (GO): mitochondria-associated endoplasmic reticulum membrane contact site
Molecular function (GO): lipid binding; protein binding
Source: RefSeq, a predicted model, not a curated record
CGGGCACGGCACAACAACAACAAUGGUGUAAGCAUUUUCUGCUGCCCGUAAGCCCGUAAAUUAAUUUCGAUCGCGGAUGCGGAGGCAGCAACAUUAACUGGCGCGCCGCGACAAAAGCACUUUUUCCUCUUUUCGCGACCGCUGUGAUUGUGCGGGUGCGACUCGAAUUAAGGUGCAAGUUGCUGUGCUGUGCUGUGUAUGCGUGUGCUUACCGUGGCCGAAGAUGCGUCCAACUCACAAUGCAAUGGUCGUGUUGCAUUAGCUUGUGCUGUUGUGUGGUGAUGAUGGUGGCGCUCGGUGAAUUAGGGCUAAAUUAAUAAUGCUUGCAGGCGGUCCGGUGUGAAAUUGCACAGCCCACAGCAAGGCCCAGAGUGCAACGCUGCCGGUGGCAUUAGGCAUGUAGCGAGUUCCGCUUUCCCCGUGACAGAGGCUUGUGUACGACGACGGCACACAAGGUGACGAAAUCGGUCCGUGCUGGUGGGAACGGAAGUGAUUAAAAGUUAGUCAUCGCGCACCGGCCGAACCGGGGCCGAGUCGCCUGCCAAACGGCGAUUGCAUGUGUAAUUGAAAACAAAAGUGAAUUUAUUGCUUAAACAACCGGCGGCCGGGCAAACGAAUAGCGCUCCACAAACAAAAAGCUCCCCUGCCGCCUCGGGAAAGAAAGAGAGGGAGCGCGCGAAAAGGUCAAGGCAAAGCGUUUUUGUGUGCCAGCAUAAUUGAAGCACGCGCUGCACUUUUCUUUGUUGGGCCAGCCUCUGCAACAGGAGGGACGCGAACCGUUGCGAUGGAUUUCGUCAAUCUGCUACUGUUCUGCCUGAUGUCGUGCGUGAUAGGAGCGGUCGUGAUGUUGCUGAUCCAGUACUACGCCUUCGUGCGAUACUUCCGCCUACCGGAACUGGACCAGGAGCAGGAGAAUCAGCGCAGAUCGGCGUUCAGCGAACGAUACGUCCUGCCCGAUACCCUGCUGGAAAACAUAAAGGCACCGGAUCAGGAGAGCAAAUCCACGAUAAUGGCCAUCAAUCUGAUACUGCAGUUUCUGUACUUCGAGCUGCGGCAGUCGAACCGCGUGCGCAAGUGGUUCCACCGGAAGCUGUCGCUCGAGCUGGACGAGCUGAUAAGCAAAACGACGACGGGCAAGCUGUUCGACAAGCUGACGAUCCGCGAUCUCGACCUGGGCAGCCAGUUUCCGGAGAUUAAAAACUUUCGGCUGCAUGCGGUCGAUCUGCACCCGGACGAGGGCCAUAUCGAGAGUUUGGAUGUGCUGCUGGAUCUUCACUACGAGGGCAACUUCCGGCUCACGAUCGAUGCGGACAUGGUGCUGGGGAAGAAGGGAUCGCUGGCGCUACGGGUGAAGCAAGUGUCCGGGUUGGCACGGUUGCAGUUUACGCGCAAACCGUACACGCACUGGUCGCUUAGCUUCAUCAACGAUCCGAAGGUGGAGCUGGACGUGCAGUCGCACUUCCAAGGGCGCCAGAUGCAGUCCAACAUUACCAGCCUGAUCUCAAACCAGAUACGGAAGGCGAUCCGCCGGAAGCAUACACUUCCUAACUAUAAGCUAAGAUAUAAACCAUUUUUCCACCGUGUGGAAGAGGACUACGAACUCAACGAAAUCGUACCGAACGGAUCGCUGGAGGUGACGAUAGCGGAAAUCUCGCGCCUAAACGCUCCCAUCCGCACGCUCACCCACGUGUACUGCACGCUAACGCUGGCCCACAUGCCGUGGGUGGUAGCGCGCCAGCAGGAGGAUCAAAGCGUCAUGAUCGUGUCGCUCGAUAUCGAAAUUCAUAAGGCCAAAAACCAGCAGAUCGGUAUCGUGUUCAAGCAAACGGACCAGACGGUGCUGAUCGAUGCGGUCAUCCCGAACACACCGGCCUCGAAAGCGGAACUACGCCGCGGUGACGUACUGCUCUCGAUCCAGGGCAAACGCGUGACGAACAUUAGCCAGGUGCCGAAGGUGAUAAAGGCGCUUAACCGGCCAAUGUUUGUGCUGCGCAUCGAACGGUUGGUGCCGGGCCAGAUAAAGAACGAUGGUCUGCUGGAAGAUUUCGAGCCCGAUUUUGAGGAGAUUGAUCCGAAUCUGAACAUCACCUUUGUGAAGAACGUUGAGGCGGUACAAAUCGGUAGCGGUAGCGCUGGUGGGACGGUUCUACGCGAGCGAAAGCUUGUGAGGCGAAAUUCCAAAGAUAACAGUGGCGGGGAAUCGAGCCACUCGAACACACCCGGUACGACGCCGGUGAAAAAACCGAUCGCUGUUGGGCGUGACUCUAUUAUCCCUGGGAUGGAGACAACGCCGCGCGGAAGCUUCUCGGAACCAGGCACGGGCGGGAAGUUGAAGGGAAGUGGGGACUGCUACCCGCAACACUCGUCGGUUGAUGCGGAAUUCAACUCGUUCAUUCGGUUGGACGAUCCGUGCACGUUCCAGCUGAUGGAGAAGUACUCCUACCUGAACCUGAGCGUGUUCGGGAAGAGUAGCGAUGAGCACCGGCUGCUCGGGUAUCUCAACAUCCCGAUCAACAGCAUUCUGGUGGAGUGUAAUGAAUCUCACCUGGGCCAUCAUCUGAAGAAGUAUCCUUUGCUGCCACCGGAAGCGAUCGAUGUCUCAAAUCAUCCCCUCUCGAUGCAGUCUGGCUUCGAUCAAAACUAUUGCUACGGCGAUGUGCUGCUGUCGUUCGUCUGGAACGGAAGUGCGCUUGCCUGCUCCUCGGCAACACCCAGCAAAGGCGUCAGUGGCGAGAACAAGAAGCAACGGCUCAUCACCAUCAGCCGAGGAUCAGCCGACAAGCUGGAUGAUGCGGAUCGUACCGAUGGGCUGCUGGAGGUUAAACCGACCACGGCCACCUUCACACAGCUGCCGACCGUGGUACAACCCCAGCAGCAGCACGAUUUCAUUCGCACUCACUUCCACCGUACGACCCAGUGCGAUUACUGUGGCAAGAAGAUCUGGCUUAAGGACGCCGUACAGUGUCGUGACUGUGCGAUGUGCUGUCACAAAAAGUGCAUCAACAAGUGUCAAAGUUCGACCGUUUGUACGGCAAACGAGGUCGCAGUUGGAGCGGCGACAUCCGCCCCAGUGGAACGAUCAUCAUCAUCGUCCUCCUCCUCGACAACGACAGCGAGCGCAAGCAGUGCGUCGGUUGUAGCGGCGGCCGCCUCGCCAGGUUCGCUACAGCCCGAGUUUAAAGUGACCGAACCCGAAUCACCCACGAUAGAGGUGGAAGACUUUGUGGACAUUGCCGAAGAACAGCAGCAGCAGCAGCAACAGCAGCAACAGCAACAGCAGCAGAUCGCGUCGAAGACGAAGCUCGAAACACAUCGCCAAAGCUUUAGCGAUCUGCUCGUCCAGGGCCUGAAGCGUGUCAAUUCCGCCAACAACCUGUCCAUUCCCACGAUGGGUGGAUUGAAUCCGAGCAGCAAAAGCUUACCGCCAACACCGCAACACACACCGCGCAAACAGUCGCUCGCAAGUGUAAGCGCGAACCCGUUCCUGCUGGUAACGCAGCGGCUCGAAAGCUUGCUGGAGGACGUAAACGAGCUGAGCAUGGAGCAGAUUGUCGAACUGACGGCACCGCUCAUCGAGUACGGUCCGUCCGAUACGCUGAUGGCGCUGGCCAAGAGCAGCAGCAAGGCGAUGUACGGCGACUGCGAGCCGGACGUGCGGACGGACAAGAUAAACAAACUGCUUUCCAAACUGCACAUAGCGCUGGACUACGAAACCAUCAACCAGUCCGCGCUAAACGCGACCAAGGAGAGCAACAGUAGUAGUUGUAGUGCUAGUAGUGGCAAUAGUGGCGCAGGUGCUAACCCGAACGGCAAAGAAACCACCGACGGAAAGGGCAGGUCGGCAGCGCAACAGCAACACGACAGCACCAGAUCGGCCUUCCUGGCGGGCCAAUCGGAAGAGCGGGUGCAGGCGCUCAGCAUCAUCAUGCUCCAUCUCUGCUCCGGUCUGCAGUACGUCCAGGGUAAUCUCGGUCAAUGAGAAUAGCAUUUGCUUCGGCAGUACUCGCUGGGCUCGUCAUUGCUAGAAGCUACCACCACCAGCAACAGCAGACUACCGGAGCUACUAAUGGCGGACAAGUCCGUUGGUGGUAGUGGUGGUGUUGGUGGUGGUGGUAGAAAGAGUCCCUUCCGCUCGCGUCGCCUUUCCGUCUGUCGCAAGCGGGCGCUCGGCAUUUUCCAGCGUUCCGCUAGUGUCAGCGCUUCGUCCAACGCUACCGGCUACAGUGCCGACAGUUCCGCUAACUAAACCACAUGUCCGUCAGUACAGAUACGCCAUCGAUCCUCACCAGCAUACACGUUCGCGCUUGCCUAGGAAUUUAAUCUGUACAACGUGCUUAGAUGUAGCUUUAUACACAAUCCAUGACGACACAUCACAUUCAAAAAUAGGUGAACCGAUUUUUUCCCCCGUCUCGAUGUGUAGAAGUAGAAGCAAUUUUUGACAACAUCUUUAUCACACUUGCUCUCUCUAUUCUCUAGUUCCGAUUUCAACAACGCUUUUAACACCAACAUGCUGUAGCUCACACACGUACUUCACAAGAUUUCCUUACAGCUUAUUGCCAGGUGUUUGUUCGUAAUGCCAAUCUCAUACUGAAGAAUCUACUAGAAAUGUCAAUAAUUCUAACGCUACCCUUGUGAGACUGCUAGGAAACAUAAAAACUCGUGUGACAAAAAAACCCCGAAAUCUCCCACACUCCAGUAAAAGGAAUUGUACACUUGAUACUGUUUAAACGAACAUCUCUUUGUCUACUUCAAACCGCGGUUCUUUCGCCGUAUCUCUGCAACCAUUUCCAAUAAAAAAAACCCAACACACAACACCCCAUCAACAUCCAAGUAUAGGCGACCUAACGCUACGGACUACACGGGCGACGUGGGAAGCAGAGUUGCUGCAGAAGCUGAGAACGACGGUGGUCGUCGUCGGUGGCAAAUCGAUGCCACUCCACCAACCGAACCCCUUCUGGAGAAGGAAAUUGAAAUUGAAAUUGAAAUGAAGGCUGUUGUUUUCGUUUAGCGUUUAAGUUUAGGCUUCGUAGCAUUUAAGGGUACAGUGUUGUGGACAGUUUAGGGGAGCACUAGGAGGAUAUUUCUGUGUUUAUAAAGAAAUGAGAGAAAUAAGUAGCAGGAAUAAGGAACUUGAAUUGCACGUUUGGUGAUAUAUUGAAGUAGAGUUACGAGGACGUUAAUGUCUCCUUUAAUGGUGCUUUCAGUUAAUUUAUCUCUUAUUUAUUAACCAUUAGGAAGCUAUUCGGUUUCAGUGAUUUGUUAAGGUUUGCAUUAAGAAAUAGACUAACUUUGAAUGGCGAUGUGUAUAAACUUAAUGGAUUUAACUGUCCUCGAAUCCUACAUUCAAGGAGCACUUCGUAAUAUUAUUGCCUUCUUUGACACUGAUAGGGUCCUCAGGACAUAUAGGAGUCUGUUGAAUGACCGUAACGUCCACGGACGCACAGAUAUUUCUAUUAGUGCUCUCAACUGCUCUCUGAGACGAUCAAGCUGAGGGUAAAAUAUCAAGUCAGAGAAAGCCAGAAUUGGGAGACUGAGACCCUUCGAGGUUGUAGUGCUCAAAAAAUGGAAUAAUCAAGGAAGACUUUUUUCAGACAUCGACUGCGAAUUCUGUACAACAAUGCCCAUCUCAUCCAGGACAUUUGCCACCAUUAAGACGGAUUCUUCGACAUCUGGAUCCAAGCUUCACAAGGAUAAAACUACCAGAUUAUAGUCCAGAGUCCAUCAGUCUCCUUAUCCAUAAUUUUAGUCGCUCUUGAUUUGCAGUCCCUUAACCGCUUGGUCCAGAUCAGCUCUACAUUAACUGAUGAUUCUGUAACGCUUAGUCUGUACAUCGGGUGGAUCGCCAGGACACAGAUGCCUCACAGGAAAAAUCCUCAAACUUGCUCUAUUUUUUAAUGCAAACGUUACUAGUGUUAGUGUUUCAAAUCUCUCCUCGUCGCUCCCAGAUACUACUAUAAUGGUUCGUGAAUGGUACUUCGUAAACCCGCUUUUAGAAGUUUUGUGAUGCGUUUUCUGUGCGUCGUGCAUUCUCGUGUAGCAUCCCCAUAUGUGUGUGUGUGUUAAAGGAAAACGGGGAAAAACCAUUGUUUUGCACGUUGAAAAAAUGCCAAAACCAGCAAAUCAUUUAUACUGUAGUGUGUUGUACAAUGUCUACGUUAAGGGCUUGAGCCUGAAGCACUGAAAGCAGUAGGAAGAUCACAUCAAAACUAAUAAUCGAUCAAAACAUAAGUCACAGCAAAUGGAGAUCAACGUCAAGGGGAGUAAAAAUCAAACUCAUUUCUGCAGGACUAAACUCACAUUUCGUGAAGCGGGCCAUCACCACGCACUCACUUUUAUUCUAGACGUACAAGCAUUCAGUAGAGCCCGUGUCACAAUCGAUCAAAUUAAACCAUACUGCACCGCGCUCUCUCUCUCUCUUUCAUCCAUUGCGCCUAGAUUGAUUAGCAAAGCCGUACGUACUGUAGCAUAUAAGUGAUAACUGUAGCAACUGUAUACAACUAUAAGCUAGCGAAAACCACAAAUCACUUUCCCGGCCGCGUGUGUGCGUGUUUUGCUCAUGCGAAGUUUGGAGGAAGUUUUUCAUCACCCUUUUUAAAACAGAAAGCCCCGGUUCGUGAAAAACCCCGCAUGAUGGAAAAGGCGGUAGAGUGCAUAGGCCAUGUUACGUGUUCUGGUUUUGUGUAAUUACACUCUAAUUGCUCUAAUUGUUGACAGUUGUUUUUAAAUAGCCCAACUCACACACACACACAUAAUACUGGCACACAUCAGACACCGAGGUGAAUACUAUUAUAGAGUACACUUUUAGCACUCUGGAAUUACGAUACUUAUAUUUAGGGAGACUACACCUAAACAUUGAUUUUCGCAACAUAAUACAUUCGGUGGACAUUGAUCGGAAGGACUCCGAUACAACACAGUCGGUGAGGUCGUGAUAAUUGAUUUUCUUGUAUUGCUCCCGGAUAAUAAGCACUAAUUGACUGGACCGCGGGAGGUAGACGAGAUGGGAAAAAUUACACCUUACCAGGCAGCGCAUUAGGAAAAUUUGAAAAUAAAAAACUUAUACAAAGAGUA